Dermacentor andersoni is the source of this 10957-nucleotide messenger RNA. It is a transcript of the gene inaE, whose product is annotated as inactivation no afterpotential E. Gene Ontology annotation, biological process: diacylglycerol catabolic process; arachidonate metabolic process. The record is from RefSeq and is a predicted model, not a curated record. NCBI's taxonomy places the organism in Eukaryota, Metazoa, Arthropoda, Arachnida, Ixodida, Ixodidae. Gene Ontology annotation, molecular function: lipoprotein lipase activity. Gene Ontology annotation, cellular component: postsynaptic membrane; dendrite membrane; cytoplasm.
UUCCGCGGUGUCUCCGGAAAAGCGCGCGUCGGUGUGGGGCUUGCGGCGGUCGGUGGUUGGCUGGGGGGAGAAUCUCCCCUUGCAAAGUGGUUGCCGCGGCUCGCUGUGUUUGUCAGUGCAUCGCGUGCGCUUCUCUGCGGUCGGAAAUCCUGCUUGUAGACGCUUCGCCGCCGAGGUGCGGGCGAAAAUUCAACGCGUGCGCUACACACGGGCGUGCACGGUUGAAAGGACCACGAGACUCGGGGAGAAACUGCAAGCGCAGAGCAACUUGCUACUCGGCGAUGAAGGCGUUGCGGCGUGGUUCCCGCGAGCCGCGCGCGGGGAUUCUUCGCUUCGACUGCUGCUCGUUCGGGGCCGCGCCGGGAAGCAGCCUCCGCAGCCGUCGCUGUGAUCCGAUGCGAUCGCGCUCGUGCGCGUCGUUUGACGAGUUCACGGAGAGCGUCCCUUGAAAGUGUGUGCAGUUGUAGCACGGCGUGCAACGUGCGUCGUGCCCGUGUGUUUCUCACUUGCCUUUCUUUUUCUUUCUUCUGCUUCUUCUCCGUGUGUGCGUGUGCGUGCGCGCGCGUGUGACAACCUGUGAUGCCCGGUGUCGUGGUGUUCAAGCGGCGCUGGUCCGUCGGCUCGGACGACUUCGUGGUUCCCGGGAUAUUCCUCUUACUUCUGCACACGAUAUGGCUGAUAGUGCUGGCGGUGCUGCUGUCGGUCCUGGACUUUGGCGCGCUGGCGUGCGUCUCGGACCUGCAGGAACACAUGCUGGGCUACUGCGUCAUACUCAGCGGCUGCGUCGUCGUCGAGGCCUGCAUCUCCUGGGUCUCCAUGCGCGGAAGCAUCUUAGACGCCGCGCCUCGGUCUUCCAUGCAGUACCUGCUCUACGUGCGCCUCGGAAUACUCUUGGUGGAGGUGUCCUGGCUUGUGGUGGGAGUCAUAUGGGUGAGCAAGCACUAUGACAGCUGUCCGAUGGGGGUCGCCAAGGACGCAAUUCUAGGCAUCAUCGUGUGCAACUGGUGCGUCCUGCUGAGCGUCCUGGUGACGGUGUGGUGCACCUUCGACCGCGCCGGCCGCACCUGGGUGAAGAUGAAGCGCUACCAGCGCAGCCUGCAGGACGGCAAGCUGCGCUACAAGAGGUCUGGAAACUCGCAGCGUAACUGGAGGCACCGGAAAGCUGUCCGUGAGUACCAAGAUAGUUGGAACAAGCGGUGCCGUCUGCUCUUCUGCUGCAUGGGGACCAAUGAUCGCAAUCGAAAUUCGUUCGCGGAGAUCGCCAAGCUGCUGUCGGACUUCUUCCGUGACCUGGACGUCGUACCUUCGGACGUGGUGGCCGGACUGGUGCUGCUGCGAAAGUUCCAACGACAGGAGCGUCUUAUCAUAGCGAAUCAGAAGGGCAACGACACGUACCAGUUUCUCUCCGGGGUCGCCGUCACUCCCGCCACCAGGUUCCUGGACGUGAAUCAUCCGAACGUCUGCGAGGCGGUCAUGGUCAUCACGCAUUACAUGCACUACGCGCUGGGUGUCUACGGCUGGCCUAUGUACAUGAUGACGCGUGGGAGCACCGGAUGCUGCCACCUCUUUCCGAGCCUCAGGUGUUGCUGCUUCCCAACGCGCAAGAAAAAGCGCGACCGGGCGCUCGUCGUGGAGGACAACUGCUGCUACUGCAACUACGCAGCACUCAGGUAUAUGGUCGACAACCACAACAUGGAGGUCGUCUACGUCACAUACCACGUGGACGUCGGUGAGACGCCAUUUUUCGUAGCCGUGGACCAUGAGAAGCGGACAGUUGUGGUCUCAGUACGGGGGACGUUAUCGCUUCAGGACGUGCUCACUGACCUGAACGCCGAAGGCGAGCCUCUUCCUGUCAAUCCGCCGCACGAGGACUGGCUGGGUCACAAGGGCAUGGUUCAGGCAGCCGAGUACAUUAAGCGAAAGCUGGUGGACGAAGGGAUUCUGUCGCAAGCCUUCAACUACAGCCUGGACAAAGGCACGACCCAGUACGACCUCGUUCUUGUGGGCCACUCCCUUGGUGCUGGGGCGGCCGCCAUAUUGGCCAUCCUGCUCAAACAGGACUUUCCCAACCUGCUGUGCUACGCGUACGCGCCACCUGGUGGACUCCUCAGCCUCCCCGCGGUCGAGUACAGCAAGACGUUCAUCACGUCCGUGGUGUUGGGCAAAGACGUCGUGCCCAGAAUAGGACUGCACCAGAUGGAGGCCCUGCGCACGGAUCUCAUCAAUGCUAUUAAAAGGAGCACCGACCCCAAGUGGAAAAUCAUCCUGGGAGGCGUUUUCUGUUGCUGUCCGGACGAGGUAGACUUCGACGGAUCUGGAGGUCCGACGUUAGCGAAUCGUGACGUCACCAGUCACCCCAGUGACGCCACCAUAGCCCUCACUGCCCACCAGCCGCUCUACCCACCCGGCAGGAUCAUCCACAUCGUGCGUAACCAUCCGAAGGACCAAACUUACGAGUCCAAGUGGAGGCGUGUCAUGCGCAAGAGUGAACCCGUGUACCAGGCCCUGUGGGCUGACAACAAGGACUUCGACCAGGUGCUCAUCUCUCCGGUCAUGAUACAGGACCACAUGCCGGACAAACUGCUCGACGCCCUCGAAAAGCUCCUCGUGAACAAGGGACCCGCCAAGCCCCAGCGCAAGAUGGCCAAGCCCGACCACGGUGUCGGGCCGGGGUCCGCGUCAGCCCAUGACCAGGGAUCCAGGGACGCGCUGCUGCUCGAGGACUCGCCCCGGAGUCGGUCCUCGGUGCCGCACUGCGUGGUGCUCGAGACCUCGUUCACCGACCUGCUACCGCCUUCGGAGAUGGAACGCCAGCACUGGGACCACGUGACCACCACCGACUUGGCCUACCAGGUUCGAGCACUGCGCAUGGUUCCCUGCUCGUUCGACGCCUCGCCGGAGAGGAACGUCGAGUCGUCCCCCGACACGGCCUCGUCGCACACCGACCCGCCGACGACUGCGAGCGACGGGCUGAAGCCGCACUGGAUGAGCUGGGCGCCGCUGGCCUCACCCGAGACCUUCUCCGAGAUCUCUAGCAUCUCAUCGAAAGGGAGCCAGCGUGGGAACGACGGUGGCGCGCUGCCAACAGGAUCCUGGUCCCCGAUCGCUUACAAGGCGGCGGACAGCACGAUGGAGCCGGAAACGCGUCACGAAGACGAGCCGCCGGAACCGGACGGGAGCGCCCCGCAGCGGCUGGUGACGAAAGCUACGGUCGAAGCCUGGCCCGCCUGGUUUUCCGACGUCCACCUGACACAUCCGGUUGCGACGAGCCCCACAAACAGCACGGCGAGCCUCCACCUCGAGUUCGAGACUUUCAAGAAACCCGCGGCGCAAGACAGUCUCCAGCGGCAGCCGGACGUCGCCGGAGCGUUGCAGAAGCGAUCGCCUUCUUCCGGUCUGUACAUGUCCGAGGGCGACGCCGUCGGCGGUGGUCACAAGGAACGCUUCUUCCCGCCGCGGGAACCGGUCAAGCACGUGACCUUUGACCUCUUCGCCGCCAGCGAGGGCUCUCCCCGGAAGGGCUCCUGGACGGGCCGUGCCGACUUACGCGAAGCCGGCGGAGCGGCGUUCCUCGUCGGGGACAAGCGGGGAGCAGCAGACGAGGAGGAUUCCGGGGACAGCAUGUACAACUCCGGCGAGUCGUUCCCUCCUCCUCCGGCGGGCCUCGAAGAGAGGCUUCAGCGUCCCGAAGCGGAGCCCUGCGCGGAAGACGAGUCCGCCGAACUGUUCGACGCGUACGGCUUCAACCCUUCCUGUUGCCACAGGGGCUCGCCACCCCCGCCGCCUCUUUCGACGGCGCUGGUGGUCACCACUAGUGACUCCGAGGAGGAGGACGAGAUGAGCAGUGACUCGGGGGGUGAGGCGACCCUGUUCAACGCCUCCAAGUUGGUGGUCACGUCUAGUCCCGCCAGGACAAAGUGCUUGACGAUUCCGCAGGCGGCCAGGCACGGUAACCGACCGCCCCCGAUGGAGAGUAGUUUAUAGUGGGUGUUGUCGGUUCCACAUCUCGCGGCGUACUUAUUGCGGCGAGAUCUUGCGCGUACGUUGUUCAUACGGUCCACGUGUUUUGAAGGCAGCGAUAGAAGGCCGAGGAAACGGUAAAGUACAUCUAGAAGGGUGCUAGUUGGCGUCGAGUUGUGUGUGCGGCCUAGGGCCUAAACAAGCUAAGCUACCUUUCGUUCAAAGUGUGUGUGUGUGUGCCAUAAUCGUUUUGGACGACGGAUGACUAACACGAUGUCAUGCGAAUGCUGCGCCGCUUUGAUGGCAUCGCGUUAUGUCGUGACACUCCGUGGUAUUGGAUUACGUGGGGAAGGCGAGGUGAUGAGGUUGGUGCCGUUUGUAUAGCGUCCUUGUCUGUUUGUGGUUUAUGUGAAUGUGUACUGUUGUUUUGUUCCUAGCUGGAUCGUUAGGUCUAAAGAACAAUGAUGAAGAGAGUGUUACAUUUCGCGGAAGUAUGUUUAAUUUCAGAAUGACGAACACGCCCAAGGACAGGAGUAUUCUUUCGACGCCUACAACCAACCUGCUGUGAGACGCGAUAACAAACGUGCAAAAUGUAGGUAUAUAGUGCUACAGAUGUCUGCCUUGGCACCUUUGCGUUCAAAAAAUAUCCGCAACAACAGUGAACAAAGCUUCGGUUUCUCAUUGCUAACAUCGUUAACGUACCAAACUCCAUGCCUGACAACGCGGAGUACUUGGGCACUGUGAAAACUUGGGUCAGUAUAGGUAGACAUGCCAGUAUUUACCUUGACGGACAUUAUUGGCUCUCAAAACAGCGGUUCACGAAAAGAGGGAGCCUGAGGUGAUGAGCAGUUGUAGAACAAGGGGCAUCGCCAGCUGUAGCCAAAUUUCUGAAAAAGGGGCCGCAUAAUUGACUACUUGUUUAACUUGGCGCAUGCGCGGUAAUACUAGAUGCAUCUCAUAUUUUCCUAAAGCAUCCUAAAAUCAGGAAUCUUAGCCUUCGAGCCGAUAUUCUACUGAACUGGAUCUUAGGUGGUUGUCAGAAAAGGCAACUUUACAGGCUGCAUGAAGUCAGUGCUAUACUGUCGCCCGAAAACUUGAGAAUACGGGGCAUAACCUUUGUGAGUUCAUUGCCUAUGGCUUCCAGUCAAACCUAGUCCAACGACAGCAAAUUGGAACCACUGCUUCGUAGUUGGGUGGUACAGCUCAAAUGUUCCCUGCCAAGUCAAGUAUCUUGCCAAAUUUCAUAGCAUUGUACCCCACUAGAAUCGUGUAGCAGUGCGAGGAUUGCCGUGCCAACUCGUAUUACGAUGCGAGGCUUAUGUGAUAUAACGCUUCAUUUUUAAUUGUGUUUGUUGCUGCGUUCUGUUUUCGAGCUGUUUAGUUCCACCAAUGUUACGCUGAAGCUGUCAUACCCUUUCCUAACAGCUGGAAAACUUUCUAGGGCAUAGCUGUAGUUAUUUCGCGUUUAGCUGUCUUAUCUCGACGUUUUAGUGAGCCGUUCUGUCAAGUAAUUUCCUGUCGAAGCGCCGUCGCCAAGAUUUGAAGAAAGACGAAGACAGAAUAGGAGAGAAACGUGAUUCUGUUACAUAUUUAUGAUCAUCAUCAUCGCCAUCAUCAUCAUGAUUGUACUCAGCCUAUUUUUAUGUCCACUGCAGGACGAGGGCCUCUUCCAUCGAUUUCCAAUUACCCACGUCUUAGGGUUAUCCGAUUUCAGCUUGCGCUUGCAAAAAAUUUCCUAAUUUUGUCACCAGAUCAAAUUUUCUGCCGUCCUCGACCACCCUUCUCUUGCCUUGGCACCCAUUCUGUAACUCUAAUGGUCUACUGGUUAUCUGCCCUACACAUUACGUGGCCUGCUCAGCACCAUUUUUUUUCUCUUAAUGUCAACUAAUAUAUCAGCUAUCUCUGUUUGCUCUCUGAACCACAGCGCUUUCUUCCUUUCUCUAUAUGUUACGCCUAGCAUUUUUUGUUCCAUCGCUGUUUGCGCGGUCCUUGUUCUCAAACUUCUCGGUUAGCCUCCAAGUUUUCACCUAUAUGUUAGCACCAGUAGAAUGCGACAACACGUACCCUUUUACUUUCAGUGACACUCUUAAGCUCCCAGUCAGGAGUUGGUAAUGCCUGCCGUCGCACUACAACCCAUUUUUAUUCUUCUGUAAAUUUCCUUCUUGUGAUCAGAGGUCCGUGUGAGUAAUUGAGCUAGAUAAACGUACUUCUGCACAGACACUAGAGGGUGAAUGGCGAUGAAUCAUUGCAGUUAUGAAUAAUCGCAGUUAAGCUGCGAUUACAUUUCAGUGAAUUACUUCUACGACUGCAUGCGCGUAGACAGUUUAAAUGCUUUAAUCAGUGCCUCGCUUCAGAUAAGCGCACACGUUAGUGGAAGAUAACUCAUUCUUGGCCUCAAUGAUCGGUGAUUACACGCAUGCAGACGCACAGCGCAGACUACAUUGCAUUUAUUUAAUGUUGCGGGCGAUAACGAGAAAUUGCGAAUAUAAACAGAUUUUGCAAUACCUAGAUCGAAGAAGGUUCAUGAUGGGGGCGAGGAGAAGUUUCUGCGACGCGACCCGUGGGGAGAUGGUUGGUGUCACGAACCGCUAUUAUUAGAUAACUUGAGCUUGUGCAUAAACGUACCUCUCCUAGAGGAAUGUAGGGUUACCGGUGACGUAAACGUAAGCGGGUGGGCUGGUGGCACUACCUGCCGGCGCAUUGUGCUACUAAAGGAGGCAGAGUUAUUCUCGCAGAAAGCAAUCAUCAUUAUGUUUAGCUUCUGGUGUAAAGUGUCGAAAGCAACAUGACCGUUACCGCGAAGCCCCCCCCCCCCUUUUCUUUUAAUUUUAAGUGAAAAGGAAGGCAAUGCUACACGGAAGUGUGUCUAAUACGUUGUGGCUGGACAAGCGGUCACAAGACGUCGUUGAAAGCGUUGUUGCUGUCAUCUACAUCUCCGAUAAACCAUUGUUUCACGAAGGGUUCUACGUUUACUGACACAGCAAAACUCUCUGCUGGUGUAAUUGCUCAUUUUGCGCUUUCACGUUAGAAGGUUGACACUCUGUAUGCAAGCGCCAAUAUUUAGCUGCGGUUACGUUUUUAAUCUGCCGAUUUUACCAAGCUUGCCUGUUGUUACGCGUGUUAUUAUUUUCUGCUUCUUUUGUACCCACCUUUACUUCCCAAUGUAUCCUGCCACAGUUCGCCUGGCGAAAGAGAAAAAAAAAAGCAUACGGUGAGAAAUGCAACGUCCCUAUUGAAAACCGCAUGUACUCAGUGUGCCCCAUAUCUGAUUUUCUGAAAUGGCCAUACGAGGUUUUACACAAAGCCCUCGUUAACACAUCGUGUUGAUAAACGCGGGCAUAUGAGGCGUAUCUUCAAAGAAAAUAUUUUGUUAUAAUGGUACCAAUGGCACCGGUCUUUGUGUUAAUAGGCGCAUGACCACGAAAUAACUCGGACUCAUGUUUUUCCUUGCAAUGCUCAAACGUUCUUUUGAAGUGUCGUCGAAAUUUACCUUUGUCUACACACUCUAGGCCCACGAAGUUUAAUAUGGCGCGUCAAACGCGCCCAUUUUCUCGCCAUAGCGAGAGGAACCAUUUUUGUAUGUAUUAAUGUCUGACGCUUUUGCUUUUCGCAAAGGACGUUUUCUCUGUAUAUAGAAAACUGUGUAAAAUAGUCGUAGUGAACUCCGGGCCACUUGGCACCGUUGCAUUCAUGUCGACGUCUAGGAAAUUCGGCCCCAAAACAAGCAGGGCCACUACUCUUCCCCCCUCCCCCGCCUCUUAUGGGUGCGACUAGCCAAUAAGCGUGCUUUCUACUGCUUACUGAGAGAGAUCAACCACACGCUUAACGAGCCAGAACUGUCCCGAUGAGGCACCUUUACAGGCCUAGACGCACUUCGCAAAAUCACUCUAUUUCCACAUUCCACAUGGCAACCCAAGCGACAAAAAGAAAAAGAAAGAAAGAAAACUUGUGAAGUACCAUCUUUCACAGUCAAAAAACCUAUCCGAACUGCGUACGAAGAUCGAAACACAGGAGUGUAAGGAUUUGAAAAUUUUGAAAAAAAUGGGCAUGCGAGAAUUUUGAAGUGAUCUUAUCACGAUAGGAGCUUGGGAUAUCAGCUCUGUGUAACAACGCGCGUUGAAGCUACCUGAAGAUUACUUAUAAAUUGAUGUUUUCAUAACGUAUCCAAUACAGUAGAAUAGAUGUCAACCUGCUCACUAGUCAACGUGCUUGUUCGGGCUGUGGCUUAGGUGUACCAACGAGUGUAGGUCAUAUUUUUCUGAUAAGAUAAGCGUAUCUCCGCUACAUAGGAUCCAGUGUGCAGCAGCCAUGUUCAGCUUGCCGAUGAAUUGCAUGUAGUGGGUAACUUUACUCUUAGGUGUCACCGCGUGGGAAUUUCCAAUUUUGAAGGAUCACGGUGGGUGCCGCGUAGUGAUGGUGCGGGCAAACUCCACUCCGAUGUCCCGAAUUCCUGAUCACGGGCCACACGACGAGAUAGUACACAUUCCUCAAGAGCACCGCCUGUAAAGGGUGUACGAGAUUUGUUCACGACGUAAAGGCUUUGUGAACUAAACAUGUCAUUCCAGGGACUAACCCAUUGAACCUACCGAAUCUUCGGCCCGCAGCCGCCUUUCUCCUCGGUGGUUACAUGUCGGGAAGAGCCGUGAACUUACGACGGCUGAUUAAAAUGUACAAAACCAAGGUCCCGUUUACUCCUCGUGCUCCUGUCUGAAAGUUGACCCCACUUUGCGUAGAUGUCCAGCGUAUGUAACCAGAAGGCUUUCUUUCAGCUUUGAAUGUGAAUGUACAGUGUUUUUCUCGCCGUUCAAUUUGUGAAGGACGCUAAAGUGGAUGCGGUUAGGCUGGAGUGGUAGGUACGGACGGCAGAUUUCAUAUAGAGUUCAGUCUCAACCGUCUGUGGAGGCAUUGUAAAUAUAGAAAUGUGUGAAAACGAACGGCGAGUGUUGACACCAGGCGACUUUCUUGAUUGUGCCCCGGAUUCGAAACUUCUGCGAUGUUGACAGCGUCUAGUGGAGGUUACGUGUUCGUUUAUUUGAUACAGUAUAGGCGCAUUUUUCGGUGGCACACAACUCAACCUCCUCUCACAGAAAAAGGAUGCAAAUACGCUGGAAGUCCUGCGAAAUUCUCGAGGCCACCAGGAAGCGAAAGGUUCCGCACUAUGUGCUUGAAGAUCAGAGGUUGGACACUGAUUCUCUCUGUUAAGUAGUCAUCCGGUAUCAAACAGGUGUACGGAAAGUUGUCAGAAGGUAACGGACCAAUCUAUGCUCAUCUAGUAUUUCUGUCUAGUGUGCCUCCAGUUAUCCGAAAGUACAUAGCCCUCACCCUGCGGUGGUCUUUGAUGGAGUGCGAUAGCCGAAGCGGCUUCCGGAUGACCCAUUUCCGAGGAAGAGUGUGUAGAGGAUCUUUGUUCAUUCAUACUGCGAUGGUAUGCUGAUGAAAAGUGCCGAAACUAAUGUAUGUUGUGACGAGUCGAAACCUAAUUGCUUGCCUAUGUUGUGCCCUUGAAGCUGUUUUUCGAUGAAUGAGACCUCUCGAUCGAAGCAUAAGAGGGCCUCGGACUCCAAAUCGGACACCAAAUCAGGCUAACCUGGUUGAGUGUUCUGGAACUAUCUCACUGGUUGUUUCCACACUGGGAAAGAUUACUUGUUUGGUAAGGAGGUAGCUACUCGAGGCCUGCUUUUGUUUUCUUCGCUGUCAUAAACGAUACCACUAAAGUUGUAAUUGAGUGACUUUGCAUUUUACGCCAUGUUUUCGCAGAUUUUGCCAACAUCAGGCAAAUAAAGUUAAGCCUCUACACUCAGAGCCCCCGACGUCACACAAUUUUAUCAAAGCCUCCUUGACAGCAAGUCUGCGGGCUCCGACCGUGACGUCAUACAAACAAGUCGGCGCUUUCAUUGCAAACCUUGUUUGUGAGUACAUCUACAUCACUUGGCUAAGGGACAUUCGCGUAUGAUUUACUCCGCCUGACGUCACCGCUAGAAGCACGUAUUCAGAUAGGCACUUAAGCUGUGUUGAAUAAAUUGGUGUUUCUACUGCAAGGCAUGAUAUGACGCUUGCCUGUUGCCAUCUGCAUUUGUUCGUGCAGGAUGUUGGCUCGCUUGCGUGACGUCACUACUAAGACCGCAAGUAAGCUGCGUUUUUCAUUUUGCGCAAACUGUGCUAACUUAUCUUUUUUACUGCGCAAAAAACAUGCAAAGGUUCUAGAAUGUUUCUUUUACUAGUUAAGGCAGUAAUUCUUUCUUAGGUUGUCAACAACUAACUCGCCUCGGUCGUUUCUAGCCGCAAUUCGUGAUGUCACAGAAGUAGCUUUCAAGACUCAAAUGCCACUUCGAAAUCUCUGGAAAUGCAAAUGUCUGGUCUUAGUGAAUGUGUACCCUUUCCUCUUACUAAUGUAACCCUUAAAUUUAUCGAUACAUAGCAUCUAACAUUUGAAUCGCUUCUUUACUUGUUCUAAAUGGGGGUCACAUCCUCAGCCUUAGAUCGUACCAAAACUAGACUACUGCUGCUACUUCUACUGCUACUACUGCUACUACUACUCAUUUUUCUGCGAAAGAUAAGUCGUUCCAACUAAUUAUUCAGGGAAUUGAUGCACGAAAGCACAGGUUCUUGUUUUUCAAGACGACAAACACACAAGCUCAGCGAAUCGGGGACAUGGUGUUGAUUUUAUGUCGCUAGAAGAAGACCAAAUGCUCCAAGGGACCGUACGGUGAGCAUCGCUAACUAGUCGACUUGUUGAAAGAACGAGCAAGUUUUUUGUACCGUCUCAGUAUGUGUGUGACGCGCGAGUCUUUUAAGUCUCAUGUGUGUAACAGCUCGGGGCAUAUUAGAAAAAUCUGCUCGGGACUCGUAGAAGAUCAAGGUUUUUACAAAAGUGUCGUUAUACCCUUCCUGUAGCACGACUCUGCAGCUGUUCAGCUUGAGCGCAGGAUUGGUCAAAGCUUUUUGCUUCUUGCAGUCGCUCGGCUGCUACGAUCAAUAAAAAAGUUUAUCCGACAAA